CUGGAGAAUUUGAUGCUGGACAAAGACGGACACAUUAAAAUAACUGAUUUUGGCCUUUGUAAAGAGGGCAUUACUCCAGAUGCAACAAUGAAAACCUUUUGUGGAACACCUGAAUAUCUGGCUCCUGAGGUCCUAGAAGAUAAUGACUACGGCCGCGCAGUGGACUGGUGGGGUCUCGGUGUAGUUAUGUAUGAAAUGAUGUGUGGCCGAUUGCCUUUCUAUAACCAAGACCACGAGCGCUUAUUUGAGCUCAUCCUAAUGGAGGAGAUCCGCUUUCCUCGGAACCUCUCACCUGAGGCCAAGUCCCUGCUGGCUGGCCUGCUCAAGAAGGAUCCCAAGCACAGGUUAGGAGGAGGUCCCAGUGAUGCCAAAGAAGUAAUGACUCACAAAUUUUUUAUCACCAUCAACUGGCAUGAUGUGGAACAGAGAAAGCUGACCCCCCUCUUCAAACCGCAAGUAACAUCAGAGACAGAUACCAGGUACUUUGAUGAGGAGUUCACAGCACAAACAAUCACACUCACUCCCCCAAACAAGUAUAACAGUCUGGACUGUGAGGACCCCAGCCAAGAAGCUCAUUUCCCCCAAUUCUCCUAUUCUGCUAGCAUAAGAGAGUGAUAGCAUCUCUGCCACACACACACACACGUGUAUAAACACCUUGGUUACAAUCAUACAGCCAUAAAAAUAAGUAGAGCUUUCAUUUUUAAAGAGGUGUUACUCUUAGCACGAUUUCAGUGCCUUGCCUGGGAGCCUUAUUGUUAAAAUCUGUCUUUGUCCACAGAAAGGAAAAAGCCUAUCCACAGUGGCUAUACUGUAACAUAAGAACUUCACAUAGCCAUCAGUGCAGUUUAACAACAUAAUCAAGACCAUCAGACCUACAAAGAUGGUGCUGCUGUUUGUACCAUUCUUUUUUUCUUUUUUUUUAUAUUCUAUGAAUAAGCCAUGCAACUCCCCAUGACACUUGUAAGUCCUCUAAUUCAAUCCUGGCUGUGACCUUUGGUGAAAUAUAUGAAGAAGGGAGGAGAGCAGCAGUUAAUCUUACUAUUACACCAAAAAAUCCUGCAUGUCUGUUUUUUGAACAUUUUUUUCUUCUGUAUUAUUAGCUCAUUGAGUAUUAAGGAAUAAAUUAUAAUAUUAUACAAAUGG
Haplochromis burtoni (Burton's mouthbrooder) is the source of this 1143-nucleotide messenger RNA. Its product is annotated as RAC-beta serine/threonine-protein kinase. Gene Ontology annotation, molecular function: protein serine/threonine kinase activity; ATP binding. The record is from RefSeq and is a predicted model, not a curated record. Gene Ontology annotation, biological process: protein phosphorylation. Lineage: Eukaryota; Metazoa; Chordata; Actinopteri; Cichliformes; Cichlidae.